ACAUCAGUACGCACGUAUUAUAUAUCUUAUUUUCCUCCCUGUAGUAGUACUACUUAAAGAUCGAUGUGGUCUGUUUGGCUUUCUGUCAUUAGCGGCCUGCUUAUAGUGUUUUCCACCCAUUGGCUUUAUAGGUGGAGGAACCCUAAAUGUAAUGGAAAAUUACCACCCGGCUCUAUGGGCUUCCCACUUAUUGGGGAGACCCUCAGUUUUAUGGUCUCAAACAAGUCCAUAGACACACCACUUUUCGUGAAGAAAAGGAUGGAGAAAUAUGGGCCAGUAUUUCGGACAAGCUUGGUCGGACGGCCGGUUGUGGUAUCAUCUGAUCCUGAAUUCAACUAUCAAGUUUUCCAACAAGAAGGAAAACUGGUUGAGCGAUGGUACAUGGAUUCCUUCUCAAAGCUUCUGCAGGGCCUAGACGCAUCAGGAAUUAAUGCCCACAAGAACAUUCACAAGUACCAGCGAAAUAUGAUCUUGGGUACCUUCGGUACCGAGGCUCUCAAGGAAAAGUUGCUGCCCAAGUUGGAAGAUGCCAUAAACGAAAAGUUGCAGUGUUGGUCUAAGCUUUCCAGUUUGGAAGUGAAAAAAGGCACUUCAGCUAUGAUCUUUGAUUUUACAGCAGCGCAGCUAUUCAGUUAUGAACCAAACAAAUCUGGGGAAAAUAUUGGUGAAUCUUUCGACAACUUUCUGGAAGGACUCAUGGCAUUCCCCAUCAACAUCCCUGGUACUGCUUAUCAUAAAUGUCUACAGAACCGGAAGGCGGCGGUAAAAAUAAUAACCAACACGCUAGAAGAAAGAAAACGUAAUCCUGAAAUUCGCAAAGGAGAUUUUCUUGAUCAGAUUUUGGCCGACAUGAAAACGGAGUCGUUCUUGACCGAAAAAUUCAUCAUCUACAUGAUGUUUGGGCUCAUCCUUGCAAGCUUUGAGACUAUAUCAGCAACUCUUACAUUAGCCAUUAAGUUAAUUACAGAUAAUCCUAAAGUUCUGCAAGAAUUAACGGAGGAACAUGAAGCAAUUCUUAACAACAGAGAAGAUGCCGAUUCUGGACUCACAUGGAAGGAAUACAAGUACUCCAUGACUUUUACCCAUAACGUUAUCAAUGAAUCACUUAGGCUGGCCAGUGUUGCUCCUGGAAUACUGAGAAGAACACUUCAAGACAUUCAAAUAAAUGGUAAUUAUUAG
Messenger RNA from Juglans regia (Persian walnut), 1179 nucleotides. Its product is annotated as cytochrome P450 87A3-like. The record is from RefSeq and is a predicted model, not a curated record. Lineage: Eukaryota; Viridiplantae; Streptophyta; Magnoliopsida; Fagales; Juglandaceae. Gene Ontology annotation, molecular function: iron ion binding; monooxygenase activity; heme binding. The transcript is spliced from 6 exons. Bases 64 to 1179 code for a protein of 371 amino acids. Gene Ontology annotation, biological process: sterol metabolic process.